This is a messenger RNA of Vombatus ursinus (common wombat), 1684 nucleotides long. RefSeq names its product prostaglandin reductase 1 (gene PTGR1). Gene Ontology annotation, biological process: prostaglandin metabolic process. The transcript is spliced from 10 exons. Gene Ontology annotation, cellular component: cytoplasm. The record is from RefSeq and is a predicted model, not a curated record. The coding region runs from base 117 to 1106 and encodes 329 amino acids. Gene Ontology annotation, molecular function: 15-oxoprostaglandin 13-reductase [NAD(P)+] activity; 2-alkenal reductase [NAD(P)H] activity. NCBI's taxonomy places the organism in Eukaryota, Metazoa, Chordata, Mammalia, Diprotodontia, Vombatidae.
GCCCCACCUCUUCAUAAUUGAGUUAUAAAUACACUGUGCUGUAGUGCACUCUGCAGAACUCUUUCUUGCUGAUUCUUUGUCUGGAUUGCUUAACCUGUUGAGUUUUGAGCUUCAGGAUGGUUUGUGCUAAGUGCUGGACACUGAAGAAGCACUUUGUAGGACUACCAACCAAAAGUGAUUUUGAGCUAAAGGAGGUUCAGCUACCAGCCUUAAAAAAUGGAGAGGUCCUCCUUGAAGCUUUGUUCCUCAGCCUUGACCCCUACAUGAGAAUUGCUGUGAAGAGGUCUUUGAAAGAGGGUGAUACAAUUAUGGGAAGCCAAGUUGCCAGAGUUGUGGAAAGUAAGAACUCAGUCUUUCCAGUAGGUAGCAUUGUGGUGGCUCACUCUGGAUGGACAACCCACUCCAUCUCUAAUGGAAAAGACCUAGAGACUUUGCUUCCUGGGUGGCCAGACACAUUACCCAUAUCUUUGGCUCUGGGGACCAUUGGCAUGACAGGCUUAACAGCCUACUUUGGGCUCCUUCACAUCUGUGCUCUGAAGGAGGGAGAAACUGUGAUCGUCAAUGCAGCCUCAGGAGCAGUGGGCUCAGUGGUAGGACAGAUUGCCAAAAUCAAAGGCUGCAAAGUGGUUGGCUCUGCUGGCUCAGAUGAAAAGGUUGCAAACCUUAAAAAACUUGGUUUUGAUGUUGCCUUUAACUAUAAGACAGUAGAAUCCUUAGAAGAAACACUGAAGAAAGCUUCUCCAGAUGGCUAUGAUUGCUACUUUGACAAUGUAGGUGGAACAUUUACAAAUGCAGUUAUCCCCCAGAUGAAGAAAUUUGGAAAAAUUGCUAUAUGUGGAGCCAUUUCCACAUACAACAGUGAAGACCCCCAAGGAAUCUAUUUCCAGCUUCCCUUUAUCUAUAAUGAGCUACGUAUGGAAGGAUUUCUUGUCUAUCGCUGGAAAGGAGACAUCCGCCAGAAAGCUCUAAACGACUUGUUGAAAUGGGUCUUAGAGGGCAAAAUCCAGUACCAAGAAUACAUCACUGAAGGUUUUGAAAAUAUGCCAAAGGCAUUCAUAGGAAUGUUAAAAGGAGAGAAUUUGGGGAAAACAUUAGUGAAAGUAUGAGGGACCCAAGAGUAUAUCACACAGGAAAUCUGGAGAACAUAUUAGUGUGUUUAUUUCAAGUUUCCUAAAAUCUUGUGGAAAUACGUGCCUAUUGUCUUAAAGUACUAAGAAACACCAACUGUAAUUAAUUCUGUGUUUAGCCUACUUAAUAAAAUGUAUUAAAAUUUUGUUCUAUGAAAAUAACAAGAAAUGAAAAUCCUUUAGGCAAUGAACAACCACCAAUCCCUAUCUCCCAACUACAGCCCUCUUCGUGACAGUUUAACUGCAAGAUAUAAGAUUAUAAUAAUAACAGCUCAUAUUUAACAGCAUUUUGUAAUUUCCAAAGGCCCUUUGCUCACUCACCUAUAAGGCAGACAGUGGAAAUUUAUUUCUAUCCAUUUUACAGAUAAGGAAACUGAUACUUAGAGAAAGUUUUAAAUGAGAACGCAUAGAUCAUGGCAGAACUGAAACUUAAAUUCAAGUUACUAGGGAUUGAUUACCCUGAUGAAAAAGACUUCCAUAAAAACUUAAUUAAAAAACAAAGUUCAAAGCUUGAACAGGAAAAGCUGAUUGUUAAAUUUUUAGUGUCAAUAUUUAUA